AUGGAAAGACAGAGAAACAUAUCCAAAUUCAUUCUUCUAGGAUUUUCUAAUGACUCAAAUACACAGCUAUUUUGUUUUGUUUUAUUCUUAUUCUGCUAUAUUUCCCUUUUGGUGGGAAACCUUCUGAUUCUUGUCUCCAUUCGAUGCAGCUCCCUUUUCCAUCAACCAAUGUACUAUUUCCUCAGCCACUUGUCUUCUAUGGACAUCUGCUAUACCUCUAGUGUCACACCCAAGCUGAUUGCUGACCUGUUGGUGAGGACAAAAUCCAUCUCUUAUGGUAAUUGCAUGCUACAAGUCUUUGCCAUGCACUUCUUUGGCAGUAUUGAGAUCUUCAUUCUCACAGUCAUGGCCUUCGAUCGCUAUGUUGCCAUCUGCAAACCUCUCCACUACAUGAUUAUCAUGAACAGGACGAGAUGUAAUCUUCUGGUCUUAGCUGCCUGGGCUGGUGGGGCAGUGCAUUCCUUUCCUCAAGUGUCAAUGACAAUCAGGUUGCCCUUUUGUGGUCCUAAUGAACUUGACCACUAUUUUUGUGACAUCUUCCCAUUGCUCAAAGUUGCCUGUACUGACACCUACAUCACUGGUGUGCUUGUGGUUGCCAAUUCUGGUAUGGUCGCCUUAGUAACCUUUGUUGUCCUUGUUGUUUCUUAUGUGAUUAUAUUAUUCACUUUGAGAAACCACUCAGCUGAGGGAAGACGCAAAGCCCUGUCCACCUGUGGCUCUCAUAUCACUGUUGUGGUCUUGUUUUUCGGUCCUUCAAUUUUUGCCUACCUUAGACCUCCCACCACUUUCUCUGAGGAUAAAGUAUUUGCUCUCUUUUACACCAUCAUUGCUCCUAUGUUUAAUCCUUUAAUCUACACCUUGAGAAAUACAGAGAUGAAAAGUGCCAUGAAAAAAGUCUGGUGUAAAGGGAUUUUUUUUCCAAGUGAAACGCACAAUUAG
Molecule: messenger RNA, 939 nt
Organism: Elephantulus edwardii (Cape elephant shrew)
Lineage: Eukaryota; Metazoa; Chordata; Mammalia; Macroscelidea; Macroscelididae
Product: olfactory receptor 4P4-like
Exons: 1
Coding region: 1-939 (312 amino acids)
Biological process (GO): G protein-coupled receptor signaling pathway
Cellular component (GO): membrane
Molecular function (GO): olfactory receptor activity; G protein-coupled receptor activity
Source: RefSeq, a predicted model, not a curated record